AUGAGUAUAUCUAAAAGUAAACCAGUUCGUCAAUUUAAUAUUGAUGACGAUCAAAAUGCAAUGACUGAUUUUGUUACCGAAUUUACUACAUAUGAAGCAUUUCUCGAUAGUCAAAUAUCAGAAAUUGAUCAAAAUUAUUUACAAGAUAGUGAUAUAGCACGUGAAUUUGUUGAAUUAGGUUAUCGAGGUAUUGGUCAUGCUAUAUCUCGAAAAGAUUUUCAAGAACGUAAAAAUCGUGCUGAAUUUAUUCUUCAAUCUCGUCGACAAGGUCCAAUACGUAUAAUAAGUGAUUCAUUAACUAUUAUUGAACCAUUUGCUAAAGAACUUGCUUUACGUGAAGAAGCUAAUCGAACAACACGUUUAUUAACAAUUAUAUUUAUACGUAAUCGAAAUAAUAUUGGUCAUGAAAUAUCAGCAUAUAUUGAUUAUGCAUAUCGAUUAAAAUUUGAAGAUUUUACACAAUUUUUUAUUGGACAAAAUAAACUUAUACCAUUAACAACAGAUUUAAGUUUUUAUAAUUGGGAUACACAUAUGUGUACAUCAAAUGAUACAAAUAAUUUUCAUUUAUUAUCCGAUGUUAAUGGAAUACAAUUUCGAUGUGAACAUGAUAGAAAAAUUGUUUAUGUUGAUCCAGAAUCAAAACAUUAUGGAGAUGGAACAACACGAACAAGUAUAAAUGCAAUUGGAUAUUUACAAAUUAUUCUCUAUAAUAGUAGUACUUCAUUAGGAACAGCUACUUCUAUUCAAGAUUAUAUAAUUGAUUUUGUAAAUGACGAUCCAACUUAUUUUCUUUUUCUAUUUCAGGAUCAUUAUUUACGUCGAAAGAAAUUUUAA
This is a messenger RNA of Rotaria sordida, 834 nucleotides long. NCBI's taxonomy places the organism in Eukaryota, Metazoa, Rotifera, Eurotatoria, Philodinida, Philodinidae. The record is from the annotation of a GenBank genome assembly.